This is a messenger RNA of Puccinia graminis f. sp. tritici CRL 75-36-700-3, 1467 nucleotides long. RefSeq lists its product as uncharacterized. Gene Ontology annotation, cellular component: Golgi apparatus; endoplasmic reticulum. Lineage: Eukaryota; Fungi; Basidiomycota; Pucciniomycetes; Pucciniales; Pucciniaceae. The transcript is spliced from 3 exons. Gene Ontology annotation, biological process: peptidyl-L-cysteine S-palmitoylation; protein targeting to membrane. The record is from RefSeq and is a predicted model, not a curated record. Bases 1 to 1467 code for a protein of 488 amino acids. Gene Ontology annotation, molecular function: protein-cysteine S-palmitoyltransferase activity.
AUGUUCAACUCAAACCAAACAACAACAACAACAACAACAACACCAGUCAGACGAAACAACAGAAACUCAACCAUCGGACUCAACUCACAACAACAGCAACAACAACAACACUCACUACCACAACUACCAUCAACAACAAACCAACAACAACAACAACAACAACCAUACUACAACCACCACCACCAACAUCAACACUCAGAAUCACUCGACUACUCAUCAGCAGAACACCUACCCAACCUCAAAUCAUCAACUCACUCAUCAGAACACCACCACCAACAACAACAACAACAACUCACUAACAGACAUGUCACCAGCUCACCCAAACUGCCCAAAUCAGAACCACUCCAACUACGAUCUUACUCCGGAGUACUCGAAAUCAGGAUGCCAAACGAACCACAGCAACAACAACUUCCCAGGAACAGUCUCAACAACAAAUCAGUCCUCCAUCAAUCAUCCAAUCUCAGCCUAGAUAAACACCAUCGAUCCGGGAACCCAUUGAUCAGCUCAACCGGUUCCACUCUCAAGCCACGCCGUCGGCCACCACGAGUAUACGAGACCCAUCCAGGAAACCUAGUCUUCUGCUGUAGAGGGAGACUCAUCAGCUCCAAGCCAAGCCAUUCGAUCCCCUUGACGCGUCGCCGAAGGCCCAAGAAUCGCAGGAGGAUCGAAGAAGAGGGAAGUCGAGUAGAGGACAGAGCAGGAGAAGAGGUCGAGGAGGCAGAAGGAGAGGGAGAGAGCGAAGGACGCCGACUGUAUCUGCCCCUCCAGACCCUCGCCUCCGUCGCCCUCCUCCUCGCCAUCCCCAUCCUCUUCCUCUACUCCACCGCACCCACCCUGAUCCACCGCUCCGGAUUCGGCAUCUUCCUGGUCGCCCUGUUCUGUUAUCUCUGGAUGCUCACCCUGAGCUCGAUGGCCAAGACGGUCUCCUCGGACCCUGGGAUCCUGCCCAGAGGCCUAGAUCCUAACCCAGAGAUGGUCUGGAAACCCGCCCCGAUCGAUCCCCCUGCUUCCAACGAUCUCCCCAAUCCCAAUCUUCAAUCACUCUCUCAACAACAACACCCAGGAGGAGGAGGAGAGAAAGCAUUCGAAUACGAUCAGGUCGGCGAAUGGGAACUGCUCCCCCGAUGGAUCAAAGUCGAAAGUAAACAGCUCAAUCCUUCCUCAUCUAAUAAACCGAUCCCUCUCGACUUCCUUCCCGAUGAGGACGUCGGAUGGAUCCAAUCUAAAUGGUGCUCGACUUGCGAAUCUUAUCGGCCCCCGAGAUCCUCUCACUGUCGGAUGUGUGACUGUUGUAUCGAUGGUAUCGACCAUCAUUGUUCUUACCUCAACGAACUACCGAUCGUUCUUCACCUUCUUGAUGACGAGUGUGAUGAGUCUAAUGAUGAUCAUUGGCUGUUCGAUAUGGAAGUUAUUCUUCGAACUCGACAGACAACAACAAGACUCGAAUGGAGGAGAGGGAUCGAAUAA